AUGAGGUAUGACUGUUUGUUCAGGCAGCCAAGGCAUCCAUCGGGCGGAGUUGAUAAUCGAGAACCGAGCUCCGUAACAGCUCGGAGAAUCGGGUCUUAA
This is a messenger RNA of Pyricularia pennisetigena, 99 nucleotides long. RefSeq lists its product as uncharacterized. Lineage: Eukaryota; Fungi; Ascomycota; Sordariomycetes; Magnaporthales; Pyriculariaceae. The record is from RefSeq and is a predicted model, not a curated record. Bases 1 to 99 code for a protein of 32 amino acids. The transcript has a single exon.